AUGGUGGACAUGAGAAGAGUGUUGUUCCUGGCAUUUUGUCUUGCCAUGGCAUUGGCAGGACCAACUCCAGUCGUUCUUUGGCAUGGAAUGGGUGACAGUUGCUGUAACCCUCUUAGCAUGGGGUCCAUAAAGGGUCUGAUUGAAAAACAGGUCAAGGGAGUUUAUGUGAAAUCUCUGGAGAUUGGAAAUAAUAUUGUUGAGGAUACAGAGAAUGGAUUUUUAAUGAAUGUGAAUCAGCAGAUUGACCUUGUGUGUGGUCAACUCUCCAAGGACUCUAAACUUCAGUCUGGCUACAAUGCCAUUGGAUUCUCCCAGGGUGGACAGUUCUUAAGAGCAAUAGCUCAGAAGUGUCCAAAUCCCCCCAUGCUGAACCUCAUCUCUGUAGGGGGCCAACAUCAAGGUGUGUAUGGAUUUCCCCGUUGCCCUGGUGAUAAUAGCACACUGUGCGAUAUUGUCAGAAAGCUGCUGAAUUUAGGUGCAUAUAACAGUUUUGUUCAAAACAAUCUUGUCCAAGCGGAAUACUGGCAUGACCCUCUCCAAGAGGAGGAAUAUAAAUCGAAGAGUGUGUUCUUAGCUGACCUGAAUCAGGAAAAUAAGAGAAAUGAGACCCAGAAGAACAAUUUGCUGAAGCUGAAGAAUUUUGUGCUGGUGAAAUUCUUACAAGAUGAGAUGGUGGACCCUAGGGACAGCGAGUGGUUUGGCUUCUACAAACCUGGACAAGCAAAAGAACUCUUCACCCUUUUUGAGUCACCACUCUAUCAAGAGGAUUGGCUGGGAUUGAAGACGAUGAACAGUACUGGUCGCCUCCACUUUCUGGCCUCUCCAGGUGACCACCUACAAUUUACAGAGCAGUGGUUCAUUGACAACAUAGUCUCCAAGUUCCUCAAGGGAUAGCUCCUGCACUGUCAGUUACCAUAAAGGAGAUUACAACUGAUACAGCAAUUCAUCAAUGCUCUUCAAAAACCUACUCCCAAGUUUUCCCUCUGUUGAUCAGUAGAUUAUUUCCCUUGAUUUAAAAUGAAUAACUUAAUAUGAUUCAUCUUUGUACAGGCUUUGUACAGGCUACAGGAGGUAUUUUUCAAUUUAUUUAUCAAGUUGCUUUGAUAAACUUUGUUUUUUUAGUUUAACAAAGUUAAUUUGUAUGUCACAUUUACUGAAAAGUCCAUGUUGUUUUGUGAUCAAGUCUUUGUAUGAUUUAAUCCUGUAUGGUCAUCCACAGUAAUUAUUGAUCAUUUUGAAUGUUUUCAUUUGCUUUUUAUGUAUUCAUUGAAUGAAACAAACUCAGCUGACACAUCACAAUAUUUGCAGUACCGUUAUAUAUGGUUUUCCCGCUAUUCUCCACCAAUUCAUGCAGGGUACUAACUGUACUGCAAGUACAGCAUAUAAUAAUAAUUUUAAAAAGGCAUUUAUCUUGUGAAAAAUAUCAACAUAUGGUGUAUUCAGUGGAUAAAUUCCCAACACAAAAAGUAUUGUUGUGUCAUCUAUGUUAAAUGCUUAUCUUUGGUGUAUCAUGUUACUUAAAUUGUCUUUCCUGUGCUAUAAUUUGUCCGUUGAAUUUUUUUAUUUGAAUAUUUGUAUGAUUAGAGAUUGUAAGAGUGAUAUUUAUCAGUGUCCUGAAUUUGACACAAUAUGAUUGAGUAUUCAUGUUUAUCAAAUAAAAACUAUUUUCGUA
This is a messenger RNA of Saccostrea echinata, 1672 nucleotides long. Its product is annotated as palmitoyl-protein thioesterase 1-like. The coding region runs from base 1 to 894 and encodes 297 amino acids. Gene Ontology annotation, molecular function: palmitoyl-(protein) hydrolase activity. The transcript has 10 exons. Gene Ontology annotation, cellular component: lysosome. Gene Ontology annotation, biological process: protein depalmitoylation; receptor-mediated endocytosis. The record is from RefSeq and is a predicted model, not a curated record. NCBI's taxonomy places the organism in Eukaryota, Metazoa, Mollusca, Bivalvia, Ostreida, Ostreidae.